Molecule: messenger RNA, 1688 nt
Organism: Rana temporaria (common frog)
Lineage: Eukaryota; Metazoa; Chordata; Amphibia; Anura; Ranidae
Exons: 5
Coding region: 244-864 (206 amino acids)
Source: RefSeq, a predicted model, not a curated record
AUUUAUUUUUCGCUUCUGUAUUCUUCUGCAGCCAUUUACAUUGUAGAGGAUGCUCAAUGCUAGGUCAUAUUGUUAUAUCCUUCUAUACCCCUUGCAGGGAAUGGAAGAGGAUUCUUUCAGGCAAUGCAGGGGCAUCACUGCAAAUAUCUACGUUGGAUGUCUUGUUCCCCAUGGACUCUAAAUAAUUAUUUUCUGCUCAAACACAUUGUGGUUUGAAGAAAAGAUCUGUGAGCGUUAUGUUGCAUGCUGCUGCUUUGGAGUUCCUUGUCUCCUUGGUGUCUUGUAAUGUUGUCUCUCCUACUGGAAGUGCCCAAAUAUGAGGAGGUGGAACAACUGGACGCAACAGCCCAUGCAUGGGAGGAUGGGCUUUCACAGCAUCUCUCAAGGUUCAAACUAUCUGGCCAUCCAUUAAAUUAUGGACAUGACAUUCCAAGAGUUCUCCCUAGACUCCAGUGUCAGCUUAUGACUAUUUCACCACACUGUGCCAACUCUUGCGUUCGCAAGCUCAGCUGGAGUAGUACUCUGUCAGCAAUUCAGAGUAAUGGAUUAUAUUCUGUCAUGAGUAACCAGGACUCAAACACAACUGAUCUCAGCUGCAGAGUUCCAGGCACCAAAAUGAAUCGGUUCCCUCAUUUACGAGACUACAGAGGAUAUAUGAUGUGUUCCCAUCUCAACACUAGCAGAACACAAGUGUCCAGUGAUGCCUCCAAGUCACGGUCUUUUCAGCGGGAGCAGACAAGCUGUUCUAGAUAUCCAGACCCUAUCAUCAGAGCUCCCAUACAAUACUUGCAGAGACUUUCAGAAAUGACCAGCUUGGAAACUGAUACUAUACGUCAGGAAAACACGAAAAAACAAACUCAUUAAAUUUAAUGGCGAUGACACCAGAAAUUCAUGAAUUAUCUCCAACUGAAACGGCCUUUCACUUUACUUUGGCUUUACUAUAUUCAGUUACUGAAGAUUAUUUUUCUAUACUUCGGGUUAUAAGAUAUUGGUGACUGAUUUUUGAUUGACAUAAAAGGAAUACGCUUGGAAUAAAUUAAAAGUUAUUUUUUUAAUACUCAAUCUAAAAAAUACAAUGCUUAAAAAAUAUCUUUAGUUUUCAUUUUAAAGUGAACCUGUAUUUAAAAUGCUAUUCACUUUCUUGUUAAAAUGUAGCUGCAAUUCCUCAGACUGCCAGCAGGUGGAGAUAUAUACUUAAAGACAGUUUUGAGCUAUUUCCAGAUAAGAACUUAUAACUGAGAUUCAAAAGAAACUUCCAGCCGUAGCCAAAAGUUUUGUGAAUGACACAUAUUAGUUUUUACAAAGUCUGCUGCUUCAGUGUUUUUAGAUCUUUUUGUCAGAAGUUACUAUGUUAUACUGAAGUAUAAUUACAAGCAUUUUGUAAGUGCCAAAGGCUUUUAUUGACAAUUACAUGAAGUUUAUGCAAAGAAUCAAUAUUUGCCGUGUUGACCCUUUCAAGACCUCUGCAAUUCGCCCUGGCAUGCUUGUCAAUCAACUUCUGGACCGCAUCCUGACUGACGGCAGCCUAUUCUUGCAUAAUCAAUGCUUGGAGUUUGUCAGAAUUUGUGGGAUUUGUUUUGUUCACACGCCUCUUGAGGACUGACCACAAGUUCUCAAUGGGAUUAGGUCUAGGGAUGGCCAUGGACCCAUAAUCUCAAUGUUUUGUUUGCCAAGCCACUUAGUUAUCA